AUGGCUUCCCUGCCGCUAGUUUACAUUCUCAUCUACACGCUAUUCCAACUAUGCAUCUCGGCGACUGCAUCGCCCGAUCAAGAACCCCGAUUCCGCUCAGAAAAAUAUGCUAAAGGCUUCGAGGGUCCAUACCCACUGCAACGAUAUCGCUCCGCCGAUGUAUCAGGCCCGAUAUUAAACUAUUGGCAGCGCAGUGUCGCCUGUGAGGAUGGCUUGUAUACCAUUUUUGCGCCGCGGGGAGAUUCGGUGCGGCAGUCGGGCCCGAUGAUCGUGGAUCAGCAGGGGCAUUUGGUGUGGUUUAAGCAGUACAAGCCCACGACGUAUAAUGCGAAUGUGCAUAAGUACAAGGGGGAGCGAUAUUUGACUUUUUGGGCGGGUGAUGAUUCUGUUCGAGGGCACGGGGAGGGCACGUAUUAUAUGCUCAACUCCCACUACGAAGAGGUAUACAAAAUCCACGGUGUAAACGGGCUGUAUGGAGAUCUCCAUGAAUUCCAAAUCACCCGCGACGACACUGCCCUCUUCGCCGUCUACGAAAUACUUGAGAGAGACCUCCGCGAAGUCAACGGCCCAGAAAAAGGCUGGAUCUACGACGGUCUCUUCCAAGAAGUCGAUGUCGAAACCAACGAACUCCUCUUCCAAUGGCGAGCAUCAGAGCAUUUCCCGCUGCAAGAAGCCGAGCGCGAUCGCGAGGGCGACGGUGAAACCGAAGAGAAUCCCUGGGAUUUCUUCCACAUCAACAGUAUCGACAAGGACUGGCGGGGAAACUACCUCGUUUCAUCCCGGUACAUGAAUUCACUAGCCUACAUCGACGGGCGUACAGGCCAUAUCAUCUGGAAACUAGGCGGGAAGCAGAAUUCCUUCUUAGAUCUGAGUGACGGCGCAUCAACGAAUAUCAGCUGGCAACACCACGCCCGAUUUCACAUACAAGCCGACACAAAUACAACACGGACGAUAUCCCUCUUCGACAACGCCUCCCGUGGUGAAGGCGCGCCCGAACACACGAGUCGUGGGCUGAUUAUUGAAAUCAACGAGGAAACCAUGACCGCAGCCGUGGUACAAGAGUACUGGAAUCCCACACCGAUCAGUAGUCAAUCACAAGGAUCGAUGCAGAUUCUCGAAAACGGGAACGUCGUCUUGGGAUACGGGUACAGCGCUGCAUGGACGCAAUUCACGGCGGAUGGGGAACCGCUCUGCGAAGUGCAUUUCGGACCACAGACUCAAUUCCACCGUGGUCAGAUUGUUUCGUAUCGCGUUUUCAAGCAGGAAUGGGUUGGUCUACCGCUGACUAGUCCCUCUGUCGCGUUAUCUGGGACCCAAGCAGCUGUUAGUUGGAAUGGAGCUACUGAAGUGGUGACUUGGGUUUUACAGGGUGCAUUACCGAGGGGGAAGGUGAAUGGGGAUGACAACGCUGUGGCUAUUCGACAACGGGCCGAUGACGAGGAAGGUGAUGUCAAAUUCGAAUUCAUUACUGCUGUCCCGAAAAGUGGAUUUGAGACGAUCAUCCCCGUGCCGGCCGAUACUGUGUAUAGCAAAUUGCGGAUUAUCGCCCUUGACAAGAAGGGUGUCUCGCUUGGUGCAACGAAAGGGUUGGACUGGGAGCCAGAAGAGAUGAACACCGAAGUUGCGGUAUACAGUGGCGAGGAGCCGCAUGAUGAUGGGAAUACAGGGGAAGCACCCGAUGCAACAUCCCCUUGGACGGUGGGAAUUGGAUUGAUCACAGUGGCCAUACUCGGAUUCUGCGUCUGGCUUGUAUGCAAGAUUGCAUAUAGUUGCUCUCCGAAAGGCCUAUUUACCCGUGAACAGAGCGAGCAAGCCUGGCAGAGGGUGUCUACAGGGGAAGAAUUGGACGAACUGGGCGGUUUCAGUGAUAUCGAGUCUGGGGAUCGUGCAAGUGACUCUUUACUGAAGCAACAGCAAGAAUGA
Molecule: messenger RNA, 1923 nt
Organism: Penicillium cataractarum
Lineage: Eukaryota; Fungi; Ascomycota; Eurotiomycetes; Eurotiales; Aspergillaceae
Product: arylsulfotransferase family protein
Exons: 2
Coding region: 1-1923 (640 amino acids)
Source: RefSeq, a predicted model, not a curated record